This is a messenger RNA of Magallana angulata, 2282 nucleotides long. Its product is annotated as regulator of nonsense transcripts 2-like. NCBI's taxonomy places the organism in Eukaryota, Metazoa, Mollusca, Bivalvia, Ostreida, Ostreidae. Gene Ontology annotation, biological process: nuclear-transcribed mRNA catabolic process, nonsense-mediated decay. The record is from RefSeq and is a predicted model, not a curated record. Gene Ontology annotation, cellular component: cytoplasm; exon-exon junction complex. The coding region runs from base 1 to 1455 and encodes 484 amino acids. The transcript has 16 exons. Gene Ontology annotation, molecular function: RNA binding; protein binding.
AUGAGGAGACUUCCGUGGGACAAUCCAGAGAUAGCAUUCUAUUCCACCAAGUGUCUGAUUGCCGUCUGGAAUGUCCGAUACAACUCCAUUCACUGCGCUGCCAAUCUAUUGGCCGGUCUGGCCCCGUACCAUGAACACAUAGCUAUCCAGGUGGUGGACGGGGUGCUAGAAGACAUCAGGCUGGGUAUGGAGGUGAAUCACCCGAAGUACAACCAGCGGCGUGUGAGCGGAGUCAAGUACCUGGGGGAGCUGUACAAUUACCGCAUGCUGGAGUCGGCCGUCGUCUUCAAGACACUCUACUCCUUCAUCACCUUCGGCGUCGUUAUGGAUGAUAGCGGCGUCUCCCCCUUGGACCCCCCGGAGCACCUGUUCCGUAUCCGCCUGGUCUGUGUGCUGCUGGAGACCUGCGGGACCUACUUUGACAAGGGCUCCAGUAAGAAGAAGCUCGACUGCUUCCUGGCAUACUUCCAGCGUUACUACUGGUUCAAGAGGAGUAACCCUAUAUACACCGAGGCCCGCCCCUUCCCUGUGGACGUUGAGAACCUGAUGAUUGACACCAUGGAGUGUAUACGACCCAAAAUGAGGCUCCACCCGAACUACGAGGAGGCAUGCAAGGCUGUGGAGGAGCUAGAAAAUGAGUACAAACAGAAAGUUGCGUCAGUGUUGACCAUCAUAGAGACGGACCAGGAGGGCAGUGCUAGUGAGACGGAGGAGGGACUGGGCACCAUCCAGGAGGCAGAGGAAUACGGGGAGGAUCUGAGUUUGAGUGGACUGGACGAGAGUGAGACGAGUCAGGAGGAGACGAGUCAGAGGAGCACUGAGGACCAGGGAGAGGAGGGAGGCGAGAGCUGUAAUGAGGAAGAUGACGAGGAUGUGAUGGAGAGUGCGGGCGAGAAUGAAGAGGAUGACCAGUUGACAAUCAUGAAGGGUGGACCUAAGCACAUCAAAUGUAGUGAGGAUGAAGAUUUCAUGACGGCCUUUGAUAAAAUGAUGACCGAGAACAUUCAGGCUCGUACCAACGAAUCCUUGAAGGUGCCUCAGCUGGACAUUGCUGUACCCAUGAACCUCAAAGACAAGAGCAAGAAAACAGUGAGUGUCAAUUUGUAUCCCAUGAAAGAAGAGGAAGUGCCAAAGGAAGAGGACCGGUCUAUUGAGUUUGUUCUGAUGACCAGGCGAGGGAACAGGCAGCAUUUUACCAAUCUGAAUGUUCCAAUAUCAGAAGAAUUUGCUACCAAAUACAGAGAAAGAGAGCAGGCAGAAAAGGCAGAGAAAGAGAAGAUGAAGCAGGUGGUGCUAGGAAUCCAUGAGAGACAGGAAGAGGAGGAUUACCAAGAGAUGAUAGCGUCCUUGAAUCGUGUGAUGCCGGUGAACACUAACCGAGAGAGGAGGGUGAGGUACCAGCACCCUAAGGGCGCCCCGGACGCCGACCUCAUCUUUGGAUCCAAAAAAAGAUGAAGGAAAGAGAAAAGAGAGCCCUUCCCAAAACAGGGCAGUAGUCAGGAAGUGAAACGCCUCGACCAGAGGCCUCGGGCAAAUUCCAAAUAAACCAGCAGGGGGACUUAACUCCUACAUUAGAUUCAAUCAGAAAUUAAUGUACAAAAUCUACGAUUGAGGGCUACAGGUGUUAUCGCGAUGAAUUGUGUUGUGGUGGGAGGGACAUAAUCACAGAGUCUGAUUUCUGAAUGAAUGCUUGCCAUGUGUUGUGUACAAUAUUAUAGGAUUCUCGGACUGUGUGAAUGACAAUAUAAGAUAUAUAUAAUCAUGUGUAUGUGUCUGUGUGUUACAGCUUCUCUUGUCCUCCAAAAGAUUCCUAAGGUGUAUAAUCGAAGAAAUAUUAUUUACAUGAUGAAUUUCUCUGAUUGUACUUUGGAAGAUAAAAACAAGUUUACUUUACAGUGAACUGUACAUCCUACAAGUAGCUAAAUUAAUAUGGAUUACCGGUAGUUCAUUAAUGACAUACAUUUGUAUCAAAUAUGGAUGGCGGUUUUGUUGAGUAUGUACGGUACAUAUUUUUCGCUGCUUUGUUUUCAUUGUGUAAAUGCAAUUACGAAGAAGUUGACAUGUUUCCUUGGUGAUAGAAUUGCGUGGCAUCUGAUUUAUUGGAAAAGUUUGAAUACAUGUAUAGACUUGCUGAGCAGGUACGAGUUAUUGGCAGAUGUAUUGGUUAUUCUGAUUUACCACUCAAAAGGUUGUUUUUGUUGCUUCAUGAAUGGAGAGAAAAACUAUACUCUCUUCAUUAACUGUUACAAUGGGUGAAAUAAAGAAAGCUCAUAAAUGUCAAA